Nelumbo nucifera (sacred lotus) is the source of this 2125-nucleotide messenger RNA. RefSeq names its product pyruvate, phosphate dikinase regulatory protein 1, chloroplastic-like. Lineage: Eukaryota; Viridiplantae; Streptophyta; Magnoliopsida; Proteales; Nelumbonaceae. Gene Ontology annotation, molecular function: ATP binding; transferase activity, transferring phosphorus-containing groups. The record is from RefSeq and is a predicted model, not a curated record.
CAUUCAAUGGGGGGGGGGACCAUAAUCUACUUAAAUUUACUUUAAAAUAAUGCACGAACCAGGUAGAGUUUAUCGCAAAGGGUUUAGAUAUGGAUUGGCCUCUGGAGUCAGGCCCAAUCAACAACACACGGCCACACCCUCGAACGGAUCAUACUCAUAGAAUACGAUUUCAAGGGCAGAGCUGCCCCCCGUUUUGUUGUUUAGGUGGGACCCUGUUGCUAAGUGUUAAUGAUCCAUCCUCAUCUUCUUCGUUGUGGCCAUCUUCAACGUGGCAAAUUUAAGGGCCUGGACUCCAACUGUCAAUCUUCCGUAGUCCGUUCCCACACCUGAUAUCUUUGGAAUGAACUGAAUUGAACGUUUUGGAUAGCGUUUUGGUUCAGGAGGGCAAUUUGCAUGAUCCACAGACCACCAGGCCGACUCCCUGAAAUUUUAUCCAAGGGAGGAAAAUCCAUGGCUCCUACCAGCUUCAGCUGCUUAUCGUCUACCUCUCCCACACCCACCACUGCCGUUCCCACUUCUAGUAAUCCCAACCCUGGAUAUAAUCAGAUCGACAAUAACGACAACAACAGCGGUAUGAUAAGCCCCCAGCCCGAUUCAGAGGCACACGGGCAGGUUCGGAAAUUCAAGGCUAGCUCCCAGCUGAACCGAUGGUCUAGGGCUCGUUCCUUACGAUUAGGUCGGAGAUUGGAACGCCCCGCAGUUCAAGGCGCCCAGACGACCGAGACGAUCGCAGCGGUUGUGAGUGGAGAGGUCGGUAGCCCCCGUACUCCGUCUUCUCCUUUACCUAAAAGAGAUAUAAUGGAGGUAAAGUCCAUUUAUAUGGUUUCUGAUGGCACUGGUUGGACGGCGGAACAUUCCGUCUACGCAGCGUUGGGGCAAUUUGAGAACUUCCUGGUCGAAAAGGGUUGUCCUGUAAAUACCCAUCUCUUCUCGGGGAUUGAUAAUGUGGAGCAUCUCAUGAAGAUCAUAAAACAAGCAGCUAAAGAAGGUGCAAUGCUUCUAUACACCUUAUCUGAUCCUUCCAUGGCUGAGUCAGCUAAGCAAGCCUGCAAGCUAUGGGGCAUCCCAUGCACUGAUAUACUGGGACCUGUCACAGAGGCUAUCUCUUCCCAUGUUGGUGUAUCUCCAUCCGGAACUCCUCGUGGUGGUGGGGCUUCAUGUCGGAAGCUCCCUCUAACUGAGGAGUAUUUCCAACGAAUUGAAGCUGUUGAGUUCUCCAUUAAACAAGAUGAUGGUGCCCUACCCCAAAACUUGCACAGAGCUGAUAUUGUCCUCACUGGAGUUUCUCGUACUGGAAAGACGCCAUUGUCUAUUUAUCUUGCACAAAAGGGAUAUAAAGUGGCUAAUGUUCCAAUUGUUUUGGGUGUUGAACUGCCCCAAAUACUGUUUGAGGUAGAGCCAGAGAAAGUAUUUGGUUUGACUAUAAAUCCUACAGUCUUGCAGAUGAUUAGGAGAGUGAGAGCAAAGAAUCUAGGCUUCAAAAGCCAAGCACGGAGUAACUAUUCAGAGAUGGAUUAUGUGAGAGAGGAGUUGGAAUUUGCUAAUAAGAUUUUUGCAGAAAAUCCAGUGUGGCCAGUGAUAGAAGUGACAGGAAAAGCAAUUGAAGAAAUAGCAUCCGUUGUGUUGAGGCUUUACCAUGACCGGAAGCAAACGUGCUCAGUGCCACGCAUAUCAAGAUACUACUAGAGUUUGUAGGUUUCUGUAUGACGAUAUGCUGAGGCUGAACUAGAAGUGACCCAAUUGCAAGAUGGGUAUCUAGCUCUACUUGCUGGUGCAUUUGUAAGGUCAUUUUAAUAUUGCUGUAUACUGUAGCAGGUAGAGCUUAAUUAUUCGGCAAACAAGGUCUCCUAGCUCAGAACACAACCAUUCCAGGCCUUUGAGCAAUUCUUUCUUUAUCAGCCCAAGGAACAUGAUAGAUGAGAUUAUUACUGUCAUUGCUACAACUUGUGUUCCCUUGUACAUUGCGUUUCUGAUCCCUACAUAAAUAUAUGUUUAGUGACCAUCUCUACCUUGUUGCAAUCUAUACAAUCAUAUGUAAUGGUGAGGAUGGAGGAGUUAUACAUUCAUAAAGAGUGUAAAGUUUGCAAAAUCAUAGUGAAAAGUGAUCUUUUGUCUUCCCUUAUCU